AUGAUAUCUACGUCCCUAGAAGAGGAUAAAGUUGAGAAAUUCUUCUUCUUUAGUUUCUUCUUUGAGAAUUUUCAUUUAUUUCAUGCACGAAACUCGAAAAAAAGAUUUUCAUUUCAAAUAAAACAAAAAACGUGUUUCUUUUCUUUUUUUUCUUUUUUUUUGUCUUUUUCUUCUUAUUUUUUUCUUUUAUUGUCUUUUUCUUCUUAUUUUUUCUUUUUUUGUCUUUUUCUUCUUAUUUUUUCUUUUUUUGUCUUUUUCUUAUUAUUUUUUGUCUUUUUCUUCUUAUUUUUUAUCUUUUUCUUCUUAUUUUUUCUUUUUUAUCUUUUUCUUAUUAUUUUUUGUCUUUCUUAUUAUUUUUUGUCUUUUUCUUCUUAUUUUUGUCUUUUUCUUCUUAUUUUUUCUUUUUUUGUCUUUUUCUUCUUUUUUUUUGUCUUUUUCUUAUUUUUUCUUUUUUUUGUUUUUUUUCUUCGUAUUUUUUGUCUUUUCCUUCUUAUUUUUUUGUCUUUUUCUUCUUUUUUUUUGUCUUUUUCUUGUUUGUUUUCUUCUUUUUUUGUCUUAUUCUUCUUAUUUUUUUGUCUUUUUCUUCUUAUUUUUUUGUCUUUUUCUUAUUUUUUCUUUUUUGUCUUUUUCUUAUUUUUUGUCUUUUUCUUCUUAUUUUUUUUUUUUUUUUGUCUUUUCCUUCUUUUUUUGUCUUUUUUUAAUUUUUUUAUCUUUUUCUUAUUUUUUUUGUCUUUUUCUUCUUAUUUUUUUUUGUCUUUUGCUUCGUAUUUUUUGUCUUUUUCUUCUUAUUUUUUCUUUUUUUGUCUUUUUCUUGUUUUUUGUCUUUUUCUUCGUAUUUUUUCUUUUUUUGUCUUUUUAUUUUUAUUUUUUUGUCUUUUUCUUCUUAUUUUUUCUUUUUUUGUCUUUUUCUUUUUAUUUUUUUGUCUUUUUCUUCUUAUUUUUUCUUUUUUUUGUUUUUUUCUUUUUAUUUUUUUUUUCUCUUUUUAUUUUUUUUGUCUUUUUCUUCUUAUUUUUUCUUUUUUUUUGUCUUUUUCUUCUCAUUUUUUUUUUUGUUUUAUUUUCCAUGGCAGCAAAUUUCAGAAUUGA
Acanthosepion pharaonis is the source of this 1086-nucleotide messenger RNA. Lineage: Eukaryota; Metazoa; Mollusca; Cephalopoda; Sepiida; Sepiidae. The record is from the annotation of a GenBank genome assembly.